Pyrus x bretschneideri (Chinese white pear) is the source of this 2127-nucleotide messenger RNA. Its product is annotated as laccase-15-like. Lineage: Eukaryota; Viridiplantae; Streptophyta; Magnoliopsida; Rosales; Rosaceae. The transcript is spliced from 5 exons. The record is from RefSeq and is a predicted model, not a curated record. Gene Ontology annotation, cellular component: apoplast. Gene Ontology annotation, molecular function: hydroquinone:oxygen oxidoreductase activity; copper ion binding. Bases 35 to 1750 code for a protein of 571 amino acids. Gene Ontology annotation, biological process: lignin catabolic process.
UACAUCUGUUAAAGACAUAGGAAAGGAAUAAUCAAUGUCGUCGUCGAUCAGCAUGAAGAUUUUAAUUAGCUUGAAACUUGUAAUCGGCUUGUUAUUAUCUACUGUUGGCAUCUUCCAUUGCCAAGCUUCGCCUCCUCGCUACGCUUUUGUGGUGGAAGAAACUCCAUACAAACGACUGUGUAGCACAAAGAACAUCUUGACUGUAAACGGUCAGUUUCCCGGACCAACGUUGUAUGUUCAUGCUGGAGAUACUAUCGUAGUGGAUAUCUAUAACAAGGGCAAUCGUAACAUUACCAUCCACUGGCAUGGAGUUAAGCAACUGAGGAAUCCAUGGUCAGACGGUCCUGAUUACAUCACGCAAUGUCCUAUCCAACCAGGAGCCAAGUUUACCCAAACCAUUAUAUUUUCCUCAGAGGAAGGGACUCUAUGGUGGCAUGCCCACAUCGAGUGGGAUCGAGCCACCGUCCACGGUGCUAUAGUCAUAUACCCCAAGAAGGGAGCCACUUACCCUUUUCCCAAACCUCACGCUGAAUUUCCAAUCAUCUUGGGAGAGUGGUGGAAGGAAGAUAUCGGACAACUUUACAAUGAAACCAUUCAAAGCGGAGGAGACGCUAAUACUUCAAAUGCUUUCCUCAUCAAUGGUCAACCCGGCGAUCUCUAUCCUUGCUCAAAACCAGACACAUUUAAGCUCAAAGUUGAUUCCGGCAAAACCUACCUGCUCAGACUAAUCAACUCCGCCGUGCAAGUGAUGUUGUUUUUCGCCAUUGCCAAUCACAACGUCAUAGUUGUAGGCUCAGAUGCUAGCUACACCAAGCCAUUUUCAACAGAUUAUGUGACCAUAUCUCCCGGUCAAACCAUUGACCUCUUGUUAAAUGCCGACCAAAUCCCCAACAACUACUACAUUGCUGCUAAAGCCUACGUUGGCGGGGCUGGGGUUCCCUACGAAAACACUACCGCCACUGCCAUACUCCAAUACCACGGAAAUUUUAAUUCAUCUCCUACUUCUUUGCCUAAUAUUCCUUCCCAUAACAACACCAACGCAUCGGUUCACUUUACUAGUAAACUCAAAAGCUUGGCUGAUAAAAACCACCCCGUUGACGUGCCACGCAAGAUAACAACUCAUUUGUUCUUUACAAUCUCCGUCAACUUACUACCCUGCCCGAAUAAUUCAUGUGCUGGGCCUAAUGGGACUCGUUUUGCCGCCAGUGUCAACAACAUUAGCUUUGUCAACCCCACCAUUGACAUAUUGCAAGCUUACUAUUACCAUUUCAAUGGGGUAUUUGGAACUCGCUUUCCAAAUUUCCCGCCAUUGUUAUUUAAUUUUACAGCUCAGGACUUGCCGUUGUACCUACUCCCGACGAAGCGAGCAACAGAGGUGAAGAUACUGGAGUACAACUCAACGGUGGAGAUUGUGUUUCAGGGGACAAAUAUAGUGGCAGGAGAUGACCAUCCGAUGCAUCUCCAUGGAUUCAGUUUCUACGUUGUGGGAUGGGGGUUUGGGAAUUUUGACAAGGACAAGGACCCUUUGACGUAUAAUCUUGUCGAUCCUCCUCUUCAGAACACCAUUGCUGUCCCUGUAAAUGGUUGGACUACCAUUAGAUUCAAGGCAUACAAUCCUGGCGUUUGGUUUAUGCACUGUCAUAUCGAUCGGCAUAUGUCAUGGGGCAUGGACGUGACAUUCAUAGUGAAAAAUGGAAAGGGCCUAGGAGCGCAAAUUUUACCUCCGCCACAAGGAAUGCCUCCGUGCUAACAAUUUUUAUAAAGCUUUCGAGCUGGUUCAAUGUUCAUGGCAAUAAAUUGGGACAGCAUGUAGUUAGUCCUUUCUAUUCGGGAUAUGUAUGUCCGUAAAAUUUAACAGGUUUUGUAUUGUUGGCUAUUUGGUGGCGAUGGACGACUCAAGAACAAGAGGAAAAGUUUCCAUCGAAGAAAUAUGAUGAUCAAUGCACUUUGUAUUCGUACUAAAAUUAAAAUUUAUUUGUCCUUUUUAUUAACAACAGAGAUGAACUCCAUAGAAAUCAAGAAAGAUACUGGAAGAGGAAGCUUGAAGAAGAAGCCAAAAAGGGAAAACUCUCUUUAUGUUUCACUUAAUAUUUCUGAUAUUACAACAUACUAAAAUAUUAAUGAAGG